AUGGAAGAAAAGAGGGCGGGACGAGGGUUAGACGGACGGGUGUCGCAGCCAGUCAGCGGGGGUAGAGCGUGGGGCUUCCGGUUCCGGCGCCGCACGGCUCUUGGGUGGCGCGCCGCGAUGCCCCUGCACAAGGUCCCGGUCCACCUGUGGAAGCAGCUCCUGCUGCGCGAGGGCUUGUGCUCCCGCCUGCCCAGCCACUACCUACGCUCCCUGGAGGAGGCGCGGACGCCCACGCCCGUGCACUACAGGCCGCACGGGGCCAAGUUCAAGAUCAGCCCCAAGAACGGGCAGCGGGAGCGCGUGGAGGACGUGCCCAUUCCCAUUUACCAUCCCCCGGAGUCCCAGCUGGGGCUGUGGGGCGGCGAAGGCUGGAUCCUGGGCCACAGAUACACCAACAAUGACAAGCUGUCCAAGAGGGUGAAGAAGGUGUGGAAGCCACAGCUGUUUCAGCGUGAGCUCCACAGUGAAAUCCUGGAUGCAACCUUCAGUGUGACUGUGACCAUGAGGACCCUGGAUCUCAUUGAUGAGGCCUAUGGGUUUGACUUCUACAUCCUCAAGACCCCAAAGGAAGACCUGUGCUCCAAGUUCGGGAUGGACCUGAAGCGAGGUAUGCUCCUGCGGCUUGCCCGACGGGACCCAGAGCUGCACCCGGGCGACCCUGAGAGGAGGGCAGCCAUCUAUGACAAGUACAAGGAGUUUGUUAUCCCAGAGGCAGAGGCUGAGUGGGUUGGCCUGACACUGGACGAGGCUGUGGAGAAGCAGCGGCUUCUGGAGGAGAAGGACCCUGUUCCUCUGUUCAAGGUCUACGUGGAGGAGCUGAUCACGCAGCUUCAGCAGCAGGCGCUGUCUGAGCCAGCGGUGGUGCAGAAGAGCCAGCGGGAAUUGGCCACACAGUGACCUGCUCCUGACAGCCAGACUCAGCUCCCCUUCAGCUCUGUGGGCACAGAGCCUGGCGUGGUGGCGAGGGCACCCCUCUUCCUGUGUGUGCCCCUGGGUGGAGUGGGCUUUGUGGAGCCCCUGAUGACCCCCAGAGGCCUGAGGGAGCUCUCUCCCCACCCAGGCAAAGGCCCAGCGAGGCAGGGCCACCGUACUUGGUGGGGGCAGUGCAAGUAAAGUCUGAGCCAGACUGUGUGUGUGCUUCCCUGCUUGGAGGACCGGGGCUCUCCUCAGCCUCUGACCCCCUGACUCCCGCCCCAGAGCCCCAGGAUGUGGUGCGGUGGGCGGUGGUCCCGGCUCAGCUGGGAGCCAGGGUUCUGUUGUGCUGUUCUCGCCUCUGGGACAGAGCCCAGCAUGGCUGAAGGCGCCCGCGAUAGAGCAAGAGGCGCUUGCCCCCUCCCUGUCGCAUGUCCCUGCCUGCGUGCAUGUGUUCUCCACAGCAGGCAGGGAAGCAGUGGCCUGGCUUUGGGGGUGACAGGGAUGUACCCCCACCAGCUCCGGAAGGCUGUGCUGGUGGCAGCAUCUGUGGGGAAAGCCUUGAAUUGGGAGCUUUGGUCAGUACCGCCCUGUCUGUCACAGAGAGUGGGCAGUGUAGCCUGUGGGUGUGGCUGUGCCUUCCUUGGCUGACCCAUACUUGAUGCCAGGUAGGGAUAUGGCUCCCAGUGAGAGGCUGGGCCAGGUACCCUGAGGCUUCUCCUACUCUGUGAUUUGGGGGUGCCUUGACCUGACCCUUAACCUGGAAGUACUGAGCUUUGAGACCAUAUCAGGCCUUUUUGGGGUGUCCAGGAGGGUUCCCCUGACUUGGUCCUGGUAACUGACCGAGGGGCACCAGGCUUCCUUGAGGGAUGGUGUCAGUGGGGAUACCUGGGCUUGUUCGUGGGGAUGCAGCUGUAGGGGCACAGUCAUGGGAGGGCCCCAACACCCCAUGGCUCAUGAGGUGGCUAUGGAGGGUUGGGGCCUGCCCUGGAGGGAGUGAUGCUGAGGUGUCUGUUUACAGCUGGGAAACCCUGUCACCAGUCCCAAACUCCUUUGGGAGCACCUCUGGACCCCACGUGUCUUGAUGCUCUGAAGACAAGUGUAUCCCCACACAAUGUCCCAACUUUGUGAAGAGUUUUUCAUUAAAAAAAUUUUUACCGAAA
Messenger RNA from Manis javanica (Malayan pangolin), 2075 nucleotides. It is a transcript of the gene MRPL28, whose product is annotated as mitochondrial ribosomal protein L28. Gene Ontology annotation, molecular function: structural constituent of ribosome. NCBI's taxonomy places the organism in Eukaryota, Metazoa, Chordata, Mammalia, Pholidota, Manidae. Gene Ontology annotation, cellular component: mitochondrial large ribosomal subunit. The record is from RefSeq and is a predicted model, not a curated record.